This is a messenger RNA of Arachis stenosperma, 1413 nucleotides long. RefSeq lists its product as uncharacterized. Bases 120 to 1187 code for a protein of 355 amino acids. Lineage: Eukaryota; Viridiplantae; Streptophyta; Magnoliopsida; Fabales; Fabaceae. The record is from RefSeq and is a predicted model, not a curated record. The transcript has 5 exons. Gene Ontology annotation, molecular function: ubiquitin protein ligase activity.
AUAUUCUUUGCAUAAUCCCAAGUCCCAUUCCCUCCUUACCAUUGCGUCUUCCAUUUCAUUCUCUCUCUCUCUCUCUCUCUCUCUCUCUCUCUCUCUCUCUCUCUCUCUCUCUCUGAAACAUGCGUGUUGUUACAACAGAGGCACCAACAACAGUGGCAGAACACAUCAAAUGGAGAAGACCCAGAAACCAAUUGAGCCAGCGCAACCACAUCAUUGCAGAAGAAACAGAUCCAAGGCCACAAAUUCAAUCCACAAGGUGCAAGUCCACCAUUUCCUCCCUGCUCCUCUCCACAUUCUCCAACAACAGCAAUGAUGGCGGGUCACAGAGCAGGAAAAAGAGCAACUUUUCAGCAGCAGCGACGUUGAGGGGGCUGGGGUGCACGGCGGGGGCGCCGCAGGAGGUAUCGGUGCCGGCGGUGAUUCGAAACUCGGCGGAAUGGGAAGGAAAGAAGGUGAGAAAGAAGAAGCACAAGAGAAGCAGCAAAGGAAGUUGCAACAAUAAUGGCGUCGAUGUGGAUUUUCAAGAUGUGUGGUGUGGCACCGCACACGGAAUAGGGUUCUCUGCCGAUUGUGUUGUUGGCACUUCCAGGAAGAAUGCCUCUUCUUCUUCACGACCCAAAAUUGAUGUUCACAAAAUCAAUCACAGACAGCGUUCAUCUUCUUGUUUGGGAAGGCGCAGUGUGAACCCAGAAACCAUCUCGCUUCUCGACACUGAUCCCAGCGACGUCUUCACACCGCGCUCUGCCUCCUCCGAGUUCGCAUACUAUCGCCACCUUCCAGAUCCUUCCACCGAUGCUUUUCCUGAGAUUAUGAUGCUUCAAGGAGGUAUAAUCAUGGGGAGUAGAUACUCACACGAUCAAUUCAGAGAUUUGAGACUUGAUAUUGAUAACAUGUCCUAUGAACAAUUGCUUGAGCUCGGUGAGAGAAUUGGUUAUGUCAACACUGGACUUAAAGAAAAUGAGAUGGGUGGCAACAUAAGGAAAACUAAGCUUCAAAUUUCAGAUGAUGCAUCAAACCAUCAAGUAGAUAAAACGUGUACCAUUUGCCAGGAGGAGUAUGAAGCUGCUGAUGAAUUGGGGAGGUUACAUUGUGAGCACAGCUAUCACUUCCACUGUAUAAAACAAUGGGUUGCUCACAAGAAUUUCUGUCCAGUGUGUAAGCAACAAGUUGUGGCUCGCAACAAUUGAAGGACAGAUACACCCUCAUGGUUAUUUUUUUGAAAGUUGCUUCUUUUCAUCAUUGAAUUGGUGUAUAGUCUUCAUAUCCAAUCCAAUACAAUAUAUAAACAACGAUUUUCAUUUGUUUCUGUCAAUCUUUUUUGAACAUUAAUCUCCUUUGUGAGGAGUCGGCAAUAUAUGUGAUUGUGUGAAGGUUUCUAGAUUGGAUGAGAUCUUUGCAUAAUAUUAUACUCGA